This is a messenger RNA of Ambispora gerdemannii, 654 nucleotides long. NCBI's taxonomy places the organism in Eukaryota, Fungi, Glomeromycota, Glomeromycetes, Archaeosporales, Ambisporaceae. The record is from the annotation of a GenBank genome assembly.
AUGUUAUCAAAAAAAACAAGAGUAAUUGUAAAUUCUCACAACGAGCAAGAUAUCGCGUUCAAUAACUGUGAUUUGGAAAAUAAUCUAAAUGUAGAAUGUAGCCCAACUAGUAAAGAAAGGAUCCAAAAACAAUCUUUUGAAACAGAAAAGAACGCUAUCGAAUUAGUCACAAAAAUAGAAACAGAAUGGAUUCUAAUAUCAUCAGCUUCAUAUACUACAAAAGAUGCAAAUAUAAAUAAGAAUCAUAAGUUUUUUAAAGUAAAUUAUUCGGAAGAAUUGGAUUAUAGUUUAUCAUCAUUCAAAGCAACAAAUACAGUUAUAAAUGAAAUCAAGAAUCAAUUGCAACAAAUGGACAAUGAGCAGCUGGGAAAAACUAUAUUGGAUGAUUUAUUAACUCUCUUCAAAUAUAAUGAAAACGAUAAAGAAUAUUUAGAGAAACUCACUGCAAUAAAAUCUCUCAUGUCUUUUAACAAAAUACAAUUUUUUCAGAGUUUACGAGAUAAUAUACGAUAUAAAAAAAUUCUAGGCUUUAUUUACCACUUUGGCAUUAACGUUGAGAAAGAUUAUGAUCAAGCCUUGCAAUAUUAUCAACAAUCAGCAGCCCAUAGAGAUGGAUGCUGUAACACAAUAUUUAAUUGGAAAAUUAUACAAUGA